UUCCGCCAUGCGCAAGGAGGCAUCUUCCGGCUCAGGCCCUUCAGCGCCGAAGUCCGCGCUUCAAGCGUCCAGAAGUUCCCGGAAGUGGCCGGGCCGUAGGCUUCCGUUGUGGGUCGGGAAGAAUGGCGGUGGCCACCAUGUUCCCGGGUCUAGCACGGAUGCUUCCUCUGUCAAGGCGCCACCUAGCGUCUCCUUUGCUCAGCACACCAUCAUUCAGCCGUUUCUACAGAGGUGACAGCCCAACAGAUUCCCAGAAAGACAUGAUUGAAAUCCCUUUGCCUCCAUGGCAGGAGCGAACUGAUGAGUCCAUAGAAACCAAAAGAGCCCGGCUGCUCUAUGAGAGCAGAAAGAGGGGAAUGUUGGAAAACUGUAUUCUGCUUAGCCUCUUUGCUAAGGAAUAUCUGCACCACAUGACUGAGAAACAGCUGAACCUCUAUGAUCGUCUGAUUAAUGAGCCCAGUAAUGACUGGGAUAUUUACUACUGGGCCACAGAAGCAAAACCAGCCCCAGAAAUAUUUGAAAACGAGGUCAUGGCAUUGCUGAGAGACUUUGCUAAAAACAAAAACAAAGAGCAGAGACUACGUGCCCCGGAUCUGGAAUACCUCUUCGAAAAGCCACAUUGAGCUGUGUCCCUUCGCCUGCCCUGGGGGCUCAGUCCACGGACUUGAACUUAGGAUGGACGCUGGCCUUGACUUCCUGCUUCUCCGGAGACACUCAGCCCACCCAGACCAUUGGUCUUGCUGCAAAUGAUGGACCCAUCUCUCAGGACAUGUCAGUACUGGCCAUGACUCAUUCUGACACUUCUUGGUUCAGUUUUAAGCCUAAAAGCGCCUGCUGGUGUUGCCGGCCCUCUGGCCUCUUUCCCUGGUUCCUGUCCCUGGAGGCGGGCUCGGCCACAGGAGGGCAGUGUCGGGGAGGCCAUGGUGCUGGCUCAUUGCUUCAACCAGAAGCGUGUGCUCCGUGAAGAGAGGCAGCCAGCUGCGGGGCUGUGUGGUGAGCUUCCCCGAGCAUCCCAGGGCUUUGUUCAAGUGAAAUCCCUCCCCGCUUCCCCACCCGCUAGGGUCCCUCCUGCCAGGGCAGCGGACCCAAGCGCCCUGAGCCGAAUCUUUCCGGGACACGGCAGGCAGAACGAGGGCAGCCGGCAGGGAUGUGUGGGCAUGCCGCUGACGAGUCCACAUCCUCCUCAUGAGAUCUCCUCUAAAACGUUCACUCUGUAAAUGGAAAGAUAAUUAAAUAUUAAAGAAUAUUUUAUGAAGGAAAAA
Messenger RNA from Ailuropoda melanoleuca (giant panda), 1262 nucleotides. It is a transcript of the gene SDHAF2, whose product is annotated as succinate dehydrogenase complex assembly factor 2. The transcript is spliced from 4 exons. NCBI's taxonomy places the organism in Eukaryota, Metazoa, Chordata, Mammalia, Carnivora, Ursidae. Gene Ontology annotation, biological process: tricarboxylic acid cycle; mitochondrial respiratory chain complex II assembly; protein-FAD linkage. The coding region runs from base 123 to 623 and encodes 166 amino acids. Gene Ontology annotation, cellular component: mitochondrion. The record is from RefSeq and is a predicted model, not a curated record.